Lonchura striata (white-rumped munia) is the source of this 669-nucleotide messenger RNA. The record is from RefSeq and is a predicted model, not a curated record. NCBI's taxonomy places the organism in Eukaryota, Metazoa, Chordata, Aves, Passeriformes, Estrildidae.
CCAUAUGUAGGCGGGGUUGUUUUCCGUCUAGAUGGGAAAAGUGUUCUCAUCCUGGCUGUGUUAUUUAUGGAUAAUCAUAUUUAUCUAGCUUCUGCAACAGAAGGCAGCCAGAGAUCUGGCCAGGGCUCUGAGGUGGUGGUCCAUAAGGAGCACGGUGAUGGCAAAAAGCCCCACCAGUGCUUGGAAUGUGGGAAGAGUUUCCCCAAGCGCUCCGUCCUGGUCUGCCACCAGAAGAUCCACACUGGGGAACGGCCCUAUAAAUGUGGAGAAUGUGGGAAAGGCUUCACAAACAUCUCUUACCUGAAUCAUCACCAGAUGAUCCACACAGGGAUACGACCCUAUGUGUGUGGGGAAUGUGGGAAGGGCUUCCAUGACAGCACUCUCCCGAUCAUACACCAGGCAAUGCACACUGGGAAUGCACACCCCUACAUGUGCUCAGAAUGUGGGAAGAGCUUCAUGCAGAACUUCAAGCUGAUGGUCCACCAGAGGAUUCACACUGGAGAGAAGCCCUACAAGUGCGGGGAAUGUGGGAAAAGCUUUAGCCAGAGAUGCAACUUGAGAGUCCACCAGAAGAUCCACACUGGGGAGACUUAUGAGUGUUCUGAGUGUGGGGAGAGGUUUCAGAGAAGAUAUCAUCUCCUCAAGCAUCAGCAGAUUCACACAGAAUAG